Molecule: messenger RNA, 1695 nt
Organism: Leptopilina heterotoma
Lineage: Eukaryota; Metazoa; Arthropoda; Insecta; Hymenoptera; Figitidae
Exons: 2
Coding region: 166-1608 (480 amino acids)
Source: RefSeq, a predicted model, not a curated record
UUUGAAAUUAUUGACAGUCGAACUUGUUGUCCCUCAACUGAAACAUUUCUUGAAUUUCCAAAGAAAAAUUGUGUAAAAAUCUAAAUGUUGGAUAAAAAGGAAAAAUAUUCCUUAUUAUUUUGAAAAAAAGUGAUUUGAUUUGAUUUGAUUUUUUUUUUAAAGAAGAUGGAAUUACACAUUUGUCCCGGUUUUUCGCUGAGUGAGCAAGUUAUUCGCGAUAUUGCUUAUUUAAAAACAAAUGGUUUGGGACCAGAGGAAAUAAAUAAAAUUACCGUUCGUAUUUAUUCAUGCGGUAGACGUUAUACGGGACGAUUUGGACGUUAUUUUCUCCUCUCAUUUGAUAAUACACCAAAAUUAUUACGUUGUUUCGUGAAAAUACCACCGUCAUUAAACAGCAAUGAGGAGUCUAUUGUACGAAAUUUGGGUUUAUUUAAUCGUGAAGCAGAAAUGUAUGCAAUGGUAUUUACGAAAAUUUUAAAAAACGAAGACUCUGACAUAAUACCAAAAUUUUAUUAUGCACAAAUGAAUAAUGUUAUAAUAACUGACGAAAUGGUAACAAAUAAUUAUAGGAAAAUUGGUAAAUUAUGUUCCCUUGGAUAUGAGCAUGUUUGUAUUGCAUUAAAAUCAUUGGCGAGAUUUCAUGCGAGAUCAAUUAUUUAUGAGGAAAAAGUUAGUGGUUAUAGUUUAUUGGACGAUUGUGAAGUGACAUGGCACGUUAGAUUGCAAUUACGACCAUAUGAUAGUUUAAUGCAAAAAUAUUAUUCUGGCAUUGGACAUAGUUUAACGGAGGCAUUUCGUUAUAUUCCGCAAUUUAUUCCUCUUGAAUUGAGAAGAUUUACACGUGAAUUUCAAAAAGCGGCUAAUUCACUGUUUCCAACAAUUACGGCUAAGGAAUUUUCCAGUAUGAGAGUUUUAUGUCAUUCCGAUUUGCAGACAUCGAAUCUUUUGUUUCAUUACGAUCGCAAUGGACGACCUGAUAAAUGCUGUAUGAUUGACUUUCAAUUUGUCAAGUACUCAUCAUUGGCCUAUGAUGUUUGGACAUUUUUGUACGCGACAACAGUUAAGGAAUUGAGAACAGAGAGACUCAAUAAUUUUUACAUGAUUUAUUACGCAGAAUUGGCGAAAUAUUUAAAUGAAGAUGGUGUCAAUGCACAGGAUAUGUUUCCUUACCAUGAAUUUGUGAGAAUGAUGGAAAAAGAUCGUGUUUAUGGUAUGUUGCAAGGUGUCUUGGGAAUUUAUCACGUUCUCCAUCAGGAAGUGAAAGUGACACAUGGACCGAAUUAUAGGAAAACUUGGCAAAAAAUAUGGAUGAAUUCACCGGACGUAUUGACGGAGAGUUUCGAUAAAAUUCAACGACUCAAGCAUCGAAUUGUCGAAUCAUUAUUGGAAUUGUAUUCCUGUUUAAUGGCAGGUGAAGCAAGUGAUUCAGAGGGUAGUGACGAUCCCAUAUCUCUAGGUGACGAAGUUUCCGAAGUGGAUGAUGAAUUAUCCGAUGUUUCAAUCGAAAGUGGUUUGAGAAUGCAAUCUGAUGAUGAUAUCGGCGACGAUGAUGAGGACGAACAACCAAGAGGACAACAAAUGCUCGUCAAUUUUGUAAUCCAUCAAUAAAUUUUCAAAAAUUUAUUUUUCUUUAUUUUUCUUUAUUUUUCUGACAACAUUUGGAAAUUUUAGUUUGAAUAAAAAUUGUCCAACAAA